Molecule: messenger RNA, 492 nt
Organism: Alternaria alternata
Lineage: Eukaryota; Fungi; Ascomycota; Dothideomycetes; Pleosporales; Pleosporaceae
Exons: 2
Coding region: 105-362 (85 amino acids)
Source: RefSeq, a predicted model, not a curated record
GGCAAUUCUACGAGCAUUGGAAAGAAAUACAGGCGCCGAAAGUAGGUCCUUAAACAGAGCAACAUGGUAUUGUACAAUACCAGGAAAUCCACACCUCCGGCUCUAUGCUCCGCAUUCCCUCCACCACCUCGGCGCCGAACGCCACAUCUGAUUCCUCGCUACUCACCACAUCUGUAGAGUUCGAUGGCAUUGCCACGUUCCUCGCACCAAGUCUAGAACGAUUUACGCGUGUAUUUACAGAUUCAUAUCAUGUUGAAAUAGUCAGGCUGGAUAAGCAGGUCCUCUUAGAUAGAAAAAGGGCUGGGUGGCAGAGUUGUUGCGAGCGUCUCAGAGAAGAUCGUCUGUAUGGUACAAGAAGGUAAACUGGUGACUUUUACAUAACUACAUGAAUGGGUAGCUGGGCAUCAUUGGACUGAGUCGCAGUAGAGGUGAGCAAGAUACAAAAAGGCACGGACACUCUUCAAGUUCUCAAUCUUGCGAGAUAUUGCUGAG